AUGGAUCGUCUGAAUACCUUGGAGAAAAGCUUACCUCCGGAGGGUCCGGUCAACGACCAAAACAUUGAUCGGCUUAAUCAGCAGGUAACGCAGGAAUUCAAAUUAGCCGCCAACGCUGUGAGCAGUCUGUACCGGCUUUCCUCAGAACGGAGCUCCCUCAGCAGGCACCAGGGGUAUGUGGACUGUCUGGAAGACGUGCUGGAGCUGCUGGGAGAAGGAUGCUCGGCUCGGGAGCUGAUGACAUGGUGCCAGGAGCGGAAGCUGGAAAAGUCCGGCAACACCAGCAGCACCACGAAGAGCUCUCCGACGUUCCGGCUGUCACGCCCCGCCAUGUCGGUGGAGCGUGCCCCGAAGCGCGUGUUGCAGCCUCAGCUCACGGAGAAGUUCGUCCAGCAGAGGGGCGACGAGACCAAAGAGCACAAGCGGCGGACCAAGAAGCCUCGGUCGUAG
Lachancea dasiensis is the source of this 450-nucleotide messenger RNA. Lineage: Eukaryota; Fungi; Ascomycota; Saccharomycetes; Saccharomycetales; Saccharomycetaceae. The record is from the annotation of a GenBank genome assembly.